UUGCGCGAGCACUUGCUGUCAGUUAUGUCAAACGUUUCUCCGACGAAAACAAUCAUUGUGCUUCGAAGUUUUAUUAUUAAAACUUUUUGUCUUUCGUUUUAGAAAACGCUUUGGAAAUGAAAAAAAGUCCUUAGAGUUUAUAGCGACAAUCUUACGAAAACGAAAACAUGAGCGCCAACAAGGAAACGCAAGACAAGCAGAAAGGUGAUAAGACGCAGGACAUCUUUCCAUUGAACAUUAAGAUCAAGCAGGAGAAAACAACCAGCUACGAGGAUUCGAGCAAAUCAGAAACGGUGGACAAACUGUCGAUCGAUGUUAAUCUGAAAAAUAUUUUCUCGACCACCAUCACCAGCAGCAGCGGCGGCGGCGGAAUGGAGAAAAGCACGGAAAAGGUGGACGUUAAGCCCGCGAUUGAGCCACUGAAAUCGUCCAACGAAAUCCUCACCGAACUUUUCCGUGUGUUUAAUGCUGCUCCGCCGGAAAUCAUCGAAGAUGACUCUAACGAUGCAGUGGAACAGGAAAAGAAAAAAAAGAAACAUAAACAUAAGAAGAAAAGCAAAAAGAAAAAGGGCAGUGAAAGUGAUUCCGCCGAGGAGCUGGUGGAGCACGCAGUGGAAGAUGGUGAGAAACGAGUGAAAAGGAAGAAAAUCAAAAAAGAAAAAGACCGCGACCGGAAGCACGAAAAGCAUAAGCGAAGUAAACACCGGGGUAUCGGGGAAACGUUACUGGUGACAGUGAAGCAGGAACCUUUGGAUGAUAUUGACAAGCCUUCAAAGCAACGGGACGGAGAAAAGAUAAAAGAAAACGGCAAACCAAAGGAAGUGAAGGCGGAGGAAACGAAACAGCCGGUUAAAGGCAAGAUACAAAUCAAAAGUCUGAAAGAUAGCGCUAUAUUUAAGGAGCUUGCGACAAGCUCAUCUCAAUCGACGGAUCGACACCAUGAGCGUCAACAUCACGAGCGAGAUAAACCGUCUCAGCAUAAAUCGUCCCGGGGCGAGCUGCGCAAACGGAGGACUUCUGAGACAGACUUUUCGCUAUCCGAUGAUGAUGAGAACAAAAAAGGACGGUACUACGAUUUCUAUCAGAAAAAAUACAACUCCUUUUAUGCUGGAUUUGAAGAGGAAAACAAGCGGAAAAGGCAAGAUAGGAAGCGUGACCGGCAUAGCGAGGAACGGGCUAGGCGUCACCGUUCGAAUACGUUUUCUCGAUCACGUUCUCGCUCUCGUUCCCGAUCCCGAUCCCGUUCUACGGAGCAAAUAGAUAAGCAGAAGCUGCUAGAAAUCGCCCGCAAAAAUGCCAUUAGUAUGCUGAAAAAAGGUACGCUACCGGGAGCACAGAAUAUGGACGGAGAGUCCAAAGCAAAACUGAUCUCGAAAAUGCAUGCCAGUGGAAAAAGUAUCGAAGAGCUGACCGCAUUCUGCAAGAAGAUUUCUCACAAAGACAAUGCGAACGAUCUGUCCAGCGUGUCGUCUGACGAGAGCGAUCAUGAUGCGGACGGAGCAAGCAAAGCUUUUCAUCACCCAUUUCAGCUUAAAGAAACAGCUCCGAUUGUGAUGAACAUUCGCAACGCUACCACCAUUCAGCCAAAGUCGGCCGAAGAGAAAAAGGCGCUUUUGAUGCAGUUUCCAGUAUCAUCCGGAGCGCAUCAUCGCUGCUCGGAAACGGAAUGGAUUCCGGUGGAACCGAAAAAGGCACUGCCUACGAUCAAAGCCACAUCAACCGUUGAUUCGGGUAACGCUGCGAGUGGAUCCAACUUUGGGAACAAACCGAAACCGAAACCUAUCCUGCCGCCAUCAUCCACGUUUGUGCCACAACAGAAUGCCGCACCCGAUUUCUCUGUGCCGCAAGCUUCACAACUAGCCCCAAGUAUAGUCCCUGCCCCCACACCAGCGGUACCUCCGUUAAUGCAACCGCAUGUGGGACAUAUGCCUGUGGCACCGAUUAUUCCACCUUCGUACCCAUCGAACGAUCCCGUUUUACCGUACCAAUCGCCAUACCUUCCACCGGGAAAUUCACAAAUGCAGCAACCCGCACACCCGACGCCUUCCCAUGUACAACCAUUUAACAAUAUGACUACAGCGGAUACAUCGAUGAAACUUCCGGUCGAUACCAGUAUUCCUCCUCCAAACAUGAAUCCGAUGGGUGCUGCACCGCAUCAGGAAUCACAGCAACGGUCACCAUUUGCACCAGGACCGGGAACCUCGCAUCCACAUCCACCUUUAGGUCCGGGAUCGGACAAUGUUUUUCACACUCAGUCCGAUGCACCCAUUAUCGAUUUAUCUCAGAUUGUUAGUCAACGGUUGAAUGCAAUGCGCCGUCUGCAGGAAAACCCAUCCGAUUCCGAUGCGAGACAGAUGCUGUACAACACGCAAAAGGAUAUGUCAUCGUGGGCCUCAUCCAAGGCAAUGCCCGGACAGUUUCUAGGAUCGACCGGUGUCAACUGUCUUAGCCAGCGGGAACUGGCGGAAGGUUAUCAACCUUGGGCUACCCGUGACAUGAUGAAACAAACGGCACCCGUCACAGGUGGUAUGGGAAUGCAUUUACUGCAGAAGAUGGGCUGGCAGCCAGGUGAGGGUUUAGGUAAAGAAAAGAACGGUUCUUUGCAACCUCUGCUGCUAGACGUGAAGCUGGAUAAACGAGGCCUGGGCGAGGGCGAAAAUAAACUACGUCCACAUCAAUCUUAUCCCGUGCCACCGUUUGCGCGGCGUGACGGUCGAUCUAGGUUCAUGAACGUAAAGAUCAACACAGACGGUAAGCAUCCCGUCUCCAUACUGUGCGAGUACGCCACGAAGCACAAAUGGAAUCCCCCAAUGUACGAGCUGGUGCACGAAAGCGGGCCCGGUCAUGCAAAGAGUUUCAUCUUUAAAGUGCUCGUAAACGGACUCGAAUAUCAACCGGCGAUUGCGAAUAACACCAAAAAAGAAGCAAAAGCUACGGCGGCCAAGUUUUGUCUGCAACAGUUAGGAGUUAUGAUUACUUAAGAAACGAUAGCAUGGCUAGUGCAGUGAUGGGCUUGCAAGUGUACAAAAUACCAACUAUUGGUACAAUCCAAAUCAUUUGGCUUGGGUCCCAUGCGCGUAAAUCCGCCACUGUGGCAGUGUAGAAGUGAAUGGUAGAGAAUCGAGAAAUGAAAUGUUGAUGAACAGAGGUGCAAUAUAACGCAAAAAGUUAAAAAAUCAGUAUCAAGCUAGGAAGAACCGAACCUAACUUUCAAAUUUUUACGAAUCCGUUUGUAAAUUUAACAGAACCUAUCUAAGCUAGGUAAAGGUAAAUUCUUUGUACUGUAGCGUAUCGGUUGCGAUUGGGUUGUAUGCAGUGAUUGUAACAUAGGUAUAUCUACUUUCGAAAAAAGCUAAAAAUCAGUUAAGAUCUUUUCAUCAUGUAUAAACAACAUUUUACGCCUCUCUAUGCCGUUGAUAACGAAGUGAAAUAAAAUGUAAUUUUCUCUCCAAAUGAA
Anopheles funestus (African malaria mosquito) is the source of this 3457-nucleotide messenger RNA. Its product is annotated as protein Son-like. Lineage: Eukaryota; Metazoa; Arthropoda; Insecta; Diptera; Culicidae. Bases 168 to 2981 code for a protein of 937 amino acids. Gene Ontology annotation, biological process: regulation of cell cycle; regulation of mRNA splicing, via spliceosome. The record is from RefSeq and is a predicted model, not a curated record. The transcript has a single exon. Gene Ontology annotation, molecular function: RNA binding.